Molecule: messenger RNA, 2823 nt
Organism: Carassius gibelio (silver crucian carp)
Lineage: Eukaryota; Metazoa; Chordata; Actinopteri; Cypriniformes; Cyprinidae
Product: peroxisomal leader peptide-processing protease
Exons: 4
Coding region: 560-2137 (525 amino acids)
Biological process (GO): regulation of fatty acid beta-oxidation; protein processing
Cellular component (GO): peroxisome
Molecular function (GO): serine-type endopeptidase activity
Source: RefSeq, a predicted model, not a curated record
GCACAUUGUUGCACAAGAAAACAUUCCAACGUAAUAAACGACGUCUGGUUUGAAUUCGAAAACUUUCUUUGUUGUUGGAUCUUUUCAAUGAAUCAUUUGAACUGUUUAACUAAAACGUCUCGACAUACAGUAGCAAUCGUAUUUUUAACGUGGACGUAAAAGAAUCACUGAACCGGUUCUACGAAACGAAUUGUUCAAAAGAGUCGAACUCCAAAUUGCAACAUUCAUCGACCACGUGACUAGUUUUACGCCAAUGAAACCAUACCAGGAAGACUUGCAGACAGCGCGUGCAACAAAAUUAAGUCGGCGACAAAUUAAUAUAGAUAUUAUUAAAUUAUCCAAUUUGUCAGACGUAUUCGUUGUAACUCUGACUAGUUGUUAUUGACAAAUUGUGUUUGUUAGCACUUAUUUAUAAUUUGCCCUCCAGCAGCCCCGCGUUUGACGUUUGUAUCUUGAACUAAUUUCAAGAUGCAAGAAUUAUUGUUAUUACUAUUAGCUUAAAAAAGUGACAAUUUGAACCAACUAAAAACUGUUGUAUCUAUGUAACCAACGUUUGAAAAUGAAGAAUGUGGAAGAAACAUGUUGUGUUGUCACAGUGUCCGAGAAGCCACUCAACCUCACAUCUGGAUCUCAGAAUAAAGAACUAAGCUGUAGUGGAGUGUUUCUGAAUUACCAGGCUGGGAUUGUAGUCUGUAGUGGCAUUUUGUUCUCACGCUUUAUCAAUGACAGACAGUGCAUGGAGAAAAACGCGAAAAUUUUACAUUCCGAGAGUUUCACUAAAGAGAUACAAGUUAGUUUAGAUUACAUUCACCUUUGUGCCAACCAAUCGUGUGCAACGGACAGACGCAAUACGAGCCGUCAAGAGGCUCAACUGUUAAUGAUGAUCAAUUGUGUGGAGUUUCAAGAUGCAUUUCAGAAGAUCUUCAAAGGGGCUGAUAACUGGGGCUUUUGUAGUGGCACAUUGGAUACAGAAGUUCUAGAAGACUCCAGGUUUUUAAGUUGGUUUGCACUUUUAAAAGUGCCGACUUCAUCCUCAUGCACCUGUAAGGAAACUAUUCCAUGGGUGGAGAGUGGCAGUCUUAAAAAGGGAUGUCAUGUCAUCGCAUGUGGCUCUCCUUUUGGUGCUCUCUGUCCAGACCUCUUCAUGAACACAAUUAGUAAAGGUAUAAUUAGUAAUCUGGCAGGUCAUGAGAAUGCCCUGGUCCUGACUGAUGCCCGCUGCUUGCCUGGCACCGAAGGAGGUGGUGUUUUUAUUAGUAAAGGAAACAGAUCUUACCUUGUGGGUUUGAUCGUUUCACCACUUUGCUGGAAAUCAGAUAAAUGGAUUGGACUGACACUUGUGUGCUCGGUUCACCUGAUUCUGAAAAACAUGCUAAAGGCUGGUGCCAUCCAGGAGUCACUGAUAGAAAAGUCAUCUCAGUUAAUUACUGGCUCUUUUCAAGAUCCAUUAACUACAAACCGAAAACCAGGCUCUGAAUUUUUCACUGGAGUUCUGCUGAUUGAGAGCGGCCAUCUGUGGGGUUCUGGUGUGCUGCUAAACCAGAAUCUGGUUCUGACCUGCAGGCAUGUAGUGAAUGAAAAAUCUGAGCUCACAGUCAGAGUCAACUUUGGAGAAAGAUUUCAUGCAGUAAGUGGUAAGGUGCUGUAUUCAUCAGCACCAUCAUCUCCCUAUGAUAUCGCUGUAAUGGAGCUUCAGGAACCUCUUGCCGCCUCCGUAAAAACACAGUUUACCACAUACCUUCACCCAGGUGAGGAUGUGCUUGUUGUGGGUUAUGGAGCUUUAGGGAGCAGCUGUGGCCCUUCAUUGACCUCAGGGAUCUUAUCCCGAGUUAUUACCCAUCAGUCACGUCCUGUGAUGCUGCAGACUACUUGUGCUGUGCAGUCUGGAGCCAGUGGUGGUGCUGUACUUCGUUCUGCCACUGGAGAAUUGUUAGGUAUCGUGUCCAGUAACACAAGAGACUUUGCAGCAAAAGUGACAUAUCCCCACCUGAACUUCAGCAUCCCAGUGACUGUUCUGGAGCGUCUGCUGAGAUGUUUUGCUCAAACAGGAGAUGCUGCUGUGUUUAAGGUCUUAGACAGUGCAGAGGACGAUGUCAGGAAGAUAUGGAGACUACAAAGCCUUCAAAGCAAGCUUUAAUCAAUCUCCAACAUUUCAGUGAAACUUUAAAAUUCUUUGAACUUGACUAUUUAAGAAUACACAAAAAAUCCUGCUUAUUUUCCUGCAUCCCUUAAACUGAUUUUAAUUUUUAUCAGAUACAAGCAAGUGAAUCUAAGGACUGGUCAAUACAAAAUGUUAUUUUCAGCACUAUGUCAUAUAACCCUACAUUUGUAACGAUUUUGGAUUAAAAAUACAUUUAUCAUACAUUUUUAAACAUUAUAACUAAAUAAAACAAACUGAGUAAAAAAAGUUUUCAGCCCUGGUUUCUAAUUCCAAUUUUAGAAUGUUUGCUGCACUGUAUCACUAAUAUAUGAAUGUGUGCCAACACUAAAACAAUGCAGUGUUACAGCAGAGCUUCAUCAUGCGCUUUUUCGUAAAAUAGUUAGAAACCAGGGAUGAAAACCAGAAAUGGUUAGAAACCAAGGAUUUUAGAUUGAUACCAAGCAAGCUACACUGGAUUGCUAAAAUAUGAAAUGUAUGUCAAUAAUGAAUCAAUGCAGUAUAAUCAAUAGAGUAUAAUAGCAGAUAAUUAUAAUUUCAUCAUGCACAUUUUUUCUUCUUAAUGUUAAAUGAGGUUUAAUUUUCUUAAUGACAAUAAGUGAAUAUUUGAAAGAUGUGUUUACAGCAUGCCUUCUAUUAAAAUUAAAAUGUCUUUUUGAACUCUC